AUGCGUUCCUUUAUCGCCAUCGCGGCUCUAGCCAUUUCUGGCGCCGUCGCUGGUCCUUGCAAGCCUCGAAACACUGAAACUUCUGCUUCCGUUGCUUCGCAGACUUCAUCUGCUGCUAUUGAAGCUACGACUCUUCCUGCGCCUCCGGUCGAUUCUAUCAUUACCAACACUUGUACCGGCGGUGGUCUUACGAGCCUCGAUCCGUUUGUCACUGAUGGCGAUGUCACCCUUAACACUGACGAAGGUUACAACCCUGGCGGUGGAAGCUCUGAUAGGAGCUGUGCUUCACUCAGUGCCCGGUCUUCUGUAACGCGCAAGCGUCAGACUCUGGGAGAGAUUGCGGCGCUAAAGCAGUUGCUUACUGGUCUGAACGUGCGAACUCAGUACACGGUUCAGUUCUUCUACCUCGUCUUCACGCCUCCCCAGGCGACAACUUCAUGUGUUCUCGAGGCAUUUAUCGGUUCUACAAAGUUCUUCACCACUGGCAUUUUCUCCAAUGGCGCUAGCGUCAGCUACAACCAGGUCUUGGUCUCUACUUCUGCCCCUGCUACACAGGGCUUCUUGAACAUCCAGACUACCUGCUCUGGUGGAGGUUCUGCUGUGGUGCUUAUUGAUUCUAUCUUCAUUUCUAACCAGGUCACUCCUGAGAACAUCAACGACUUUAGACUUGAUUUUGGAGGCGGUGAUAUCCGUGAGCCUGUUAAUAGCUCUCCUACUACUCGGGUUGCCCCGACUACUCAGCGUGGACCUGCUACCGAGACAUUCCCUGGUACUCGAGGUGGUCCUGCUACACAAACUGCUCCUGCUACCCAAUCUGAGCCUGCCACUCAGAGAGGCCCUGCUACCCAGACCUUCCCUGGUACUCAAGACAGCCCUGCUACUGAAGCUCUUCCGACCACACAGAAUGGACCUGCUACUCAGAACGGCCCUUCUACCGCCACCAAUGUUCCCAACCAAGACCCUAGUACCGCCCUUCAGAACCAGAGCACCGAGUCUGCUAAAGGAAGCGUCAUCCCCACCGAGACUGCUAUCAACGGAGCUACCACUCAGACAGUCAAUCCUGGCUUCCAGACCAGCACCUCCGCAAACGGCGGUGCCUCGACUGAUGCCAACUUUGCUUCCACCACGACUCGUCCCGACACCCAACCUGCCACUCCUACCCCUGGUUCCCAAACCGUUACCGCGUUCGACCCCGAUACUACCAUCGGUCCUCUCAACAACGCCGCGCCUCCUCAGGAUAACUGCGUCAGCACCAACCUGAUCCCCAACGGUGACUUUGAGUCUGCAUCAAGUGGCUGGCAGAUCUUCGGAAACGCUGGUAUCACCUACAACGGCCAAUUCGGCCCCCAAGCCCGCGCCAACAGCGGAAACCUCGCCAUGGCUCUCCACUGGCCUCAAAAAGACGGUGUUAAGGCCGGUUUCAAGCGCACCAUCACAGGCCUGAUGCCCGGCCAGACAUACUAUCUCGGCUACGGCCACCACACGGGCAACGGCGCCCAUCUUCCCUACUACGAGUGUGACAUCCUCGUCAAGUUUGACGGUGUCAACUUUGAUGACUUUGAUCCUUUCUACGACCCUAAUGCUUGGUGGCAGUACCGCAACCGCAUGAACUUUGUCACGCCUACGCACUCUACUGUUGAGCUGUCGUUUGUUCUUACUUGCAAGAAUAACCCUGCUGCUUUUACGCUUCUUAUGGAUGAUGUUUUCCUUUCUGCUUGCCAGAAAUAG
Fusarium musae is the source of this 1728-nucleotide messenger RNA. RefSeq lists its product as uncharacterized. Bases 1 to 1728 code for a protein of 575 amino acids. The transcript is spliced from 2 exons. The record is from RefSeq and is a predicted model, not a curated record. NCBI's taxonomy places the organism in Eukaryota, Fungi, Ascomycota, Sordariomycetes, Hypocreales, Nectriaceae.